Messenger RNA from Trichobilharzia regenti, 815 nucleotides. The record is from the annotation of a GenBank genome assembly. Lineage: Eukaryota; Metazoa; Platyhelminthes; Trematoda; Strigeidida; Schistosomatidae.
CGGAAGUUCUCUGAGAAGCAAUAUCUUUCAUCGGAAUCUGUCAUUUUGCGAAUGAUUAAUGAAACACAUUUAAUUUUGAAAAUUGAGGAAUGUAUAGAUCUUCGACGCUACUGCGCUUUUUUCAAAAAUGGCAGAUGUUCUCGAUCUUCACGGAGAGAAUGACUUUGAAGAGGAUCAAGAUGGAGACCAUGGUUUGAUGAAAUUAAAAGAGAGUGCUAAGAAAAGAAAAGGGAGAGGAUUUGGAUCUGACUCAGUGGGAACAACUAAAGAGAGCUAUGAAUCUAUCGGAGUAGAUGAUGGUGCUUCAAAAUCAGGACCGCAAAGAUCCGUUGAAGGUUGGAUCUUAUUUGUUAGAAAUGUACAAGAAGAAGCCACAGAAGAAGAUAUCCGGGAUAAAUUCUGUGAAUAUGGUGAUAUAAAAAAUAUACACUUGAAUCUUGAUCGGCGAACUGGUUAUUUGAAGGGAUAUGCUUUGGUGGAGUAUGAGAAUUUCAAAGAAGCACAUACGGCUAUGGAACAUUUGAAUGGUUCUGAGUUAAAUGGUCAGAAGAUUCACGUAGACUGGGCUUUCACUAAAGGUCCGAGUCAAGUUAAAACGCCAGCCAAGCACAGAACACGUGAUCGUAGUCGAAGUCGUUCAGUUGAACGUGCUCGACGAUAACUGUAUAUGCAUCUUUCAAAUGAAUUACAUUUUCUUACCCUAACAGUCUCCUGUUGUUUAAAACGAACAGCGUUUUUCUCGAUCCAGUCAAAAUGUGUGUAGUUUCUAGUCAGGUGUACUUAAUAAACACAGGGUCUUCUUGCAUCUAACUUAA